This is a messenger RNA of Lactuca sativa (garden lettuce), 1077 nucleotides long. The record is from RefSeq and is a predicted model, not a curated record. NCBI's taxonomy places the organism in Eukaryota, Viridiplantae, Streptophyta, Magnoliopsida, Asterales, Asteraceae.
AUUUUUAUCAUUUGUGUUGUAAACCCUAACUCAUCGACGCUCCUAAUUUCUUUCAGACUUUCUCCCUCUCUCCCUUUGCAACGAUGAAGUUUUGGGCUCGUGAAGUUAAAAGUGGUCAACAGUUUGAAGCAAAGAUUCCUGAAGGUUUUUAUUUGAAUCUUAGUCAUGUAUCAGUUGGUGAGGCGGAUGAAGAGUCACAGGAGUCUGGUUUGGUGCACAUAAUUGUUAAUGGAAAAAAACUGGUGCUUGCAGCCCUUGACCGCAUGUGGCUCUCAUGCGAAUCCGUUAAUGCGGUAUUUUUCAAAAACUUCCAUAUCUCUCAUACUUUGAGCAGGGGGAGUGUUUAUCUUUACGGAACCCUAGAGGAAUUGGAAGAGUCAGGUUCAUACACUUGAAAGGCCCAAGAGACGUUGAAAGGCCCAAGGCUACGGUCAUUCUUUUUUCUCGAAUCUCUAUCUCCCUGCAAUGGAAGCGUUUCCAGAUUAUGAGGUUAAAAGUGGCGAAUCGUUUCAUGUAAAAGUUCCUGAAGACAAAGUUGUGCUUCUUACAAAGGCUUAUCUUAAAGAAGAUACGGAGAGAGUAGACAAAAACAAAACAAUUUAUUUGCGCCUUAGAGUUGAUGGAAGAAGGCUGGUAGCUGGAAGCCUUCACCCUCAAAGGCGGCGUGAACAAGUUUUGAGGUUGACAAUUGACAAAGAUUUUCAGAUCUCACACAGUUUAAGCAAUGGCAGUGUCCACUUCUCUGCAGCCAUAGCUGAUAAAACUUGUGGUUAUCGUUAUUCUAAAAGUGAUACAGAUUCUACAGAUUUUGAUGAUGAAGAGGAAUAGACACCAAACAAGGGGGUUCAAGACAAUGGUGACGAGUGAUUGAUGAGGGGUUGAGGGUUGCAGAUUAGAUUUCAUUGAAGAGUCGUGAGGACUGAGGAUGGUUUCUAAAUUCUAAUAUAAUGCAUGUUGUUUACUGUUUAGUAUAGUAGGUUUGUUGGAAAAAGACAUCAAAAUCAUAUAUUACUCUCUUUAUUUGUUGUCUUGAAGAUUGGUAUUGAUGGUAAUUAUGAAUUGGUUAUUUCAAACCCA